AUGGAGGGGUGUGUGUCUAACCUUAUGGUCUGCAACCUGGCCUACAAUGGGGAGAUGGAGGAGUUGAAGGAGAGGAUCUUGGCCGAUAAAUCCCUGGCUACUAAAACGGACCGGGACAACAGAACUGUAUUGCAUUGGGCAUGUUCAGCGGGACACACAGAAAUAGUUGAAUUCUUGCUACAGCUUGGAGUGCCAGUGAAUGAUAAAUAUGAUGUAGGUUGGACUCCUCUUCAUAUUGCUGCUUCUGCUGGCAGGGAUGAGAUUGUAAAAGCCCUUCUGGGAAAAGGUGCUCAAGUGAAUGCUGUCAAUCAGAAUGGCUGUACUCCACUGCACUAUGCAGCUUCCAAAAACAGGCACGAGAUUGCUGUCAUGUUGCUAGAAGGUGGGGCUAAUCCAGAUGCUAAGGACCAUUUUGAGGCAACAGCAAUGCACCGGGCAGCAGCCAAGGGUAACUUGAAGAUGAUUCAUAUCUUUCUGUACUACAAAGCAUCCACAAAUAUCCAAGACACUGAGGGUAACACUCCUCUACACUUAGCCUGUGAUGAGGAGAGAGUGGAAGAACUCUCCAGGCUCUGA
Molecule: messenger RNA, 576 nt
Organism: Chrysochloris asiatica (Cape golden mole)
Lineage: Eukaryota; Metazoa; Chordata; Mammalia; Afrosoricida; Chrysochloridae
Product: 26S proteasome non-ATPase regulatory subunit 10-like
Exons: 2
Coding region: 1-576 (191 amino acids)
Molecular function (GO): protein binding
Source: RefSeq, a predicted model, not a curated record